CACUCUGACGGCACCGGCAGCUGCUUCUGCAGUGUGGGAGGGCAGUCUCUUCUUUCUCUUCUUCUCCUCUCGAGGGUUGUGAAAGGUUCCCUGUAUAAGGAAUCCUGCAGCCUUCAAGAGUUCCACUUCUCCCUGCGUCUCGCUUAGUGGCCUACCCCAGAAACAAAAGUCUCCUUUCAUCCAGUAACUGAACCGCGAGCAUCAUGUCAUUCAAGGGUGGUCGUUACAGGGGAUCUGUGAAAGAUUUCCCUGACUUUGAUGCCAGCCAGGAUGCUGAAACUCUCUAUAAGGCCAUGAAAGGAAUUGGCAGUGAUAAAGAAGCCAUAUUGGGCCUCAUCACCUCCAGGAGAAACCACCAGCGUAUUGAAAUCAUUCAAGCCUACAAAUCCCUCUAUGGAAAGGAUCUUAUUGAUGAUCUGAAAUAUGAGCUGACAGGAAAAUUUGAGAGGCUUAUCGUGGGAUUGAUGCGCCCCGCUGCUUAUUUUGAUGCCAAGGAGAUGAAGGAUGCUAUAGAUGGUGUUGGCACCGAUGAAAAAUGCCUUAUUGAGAUCCUGGCGUCCCGAGACAACCAGCAGAUCCAUGCACUAGUGGAGGCCUACAAAGAUGCCUACGGUCGAGAUCUGGAGACAGAUGUGAUCAAAGAUACAAGCGGCCACUUUAAGAAGAUGCUGAUUGUUUUGCUACAGGGAACUCGGGAAGAAGAUGAUGUAGUGAGUGAAGAUCUGGUGCUGCAAGAUGCCCAGGAUUUAUUUGAUGCUGGAGAGCAGAAAUGGGGGACAGACGAGGCUCAGUUUAUCUAUAUCCUGGGAAGCAGGAGCAGAGAACAUCUUAGGAUGGUUUUUGACGAGUAUGAGAAAAUUGCUGGAAAGCCCAUAGAAGAGAGUAUUAAAGGAGAGCUUUCUGGGGACUUUGAGAAGCUCAUGUUGGCCGUAGUACAAUGUAUCCGCAGCAUCAGGGAUUAUUUCGCUACCAGGCUGUACAAAGCCAUGAAGGGCAUGGGUACAGCUGACAAUACCCUUAUCCGGAUCAUGGUUUCACGCAGCGAGAUUGACAUGAUGGACAUUAGAGAGUCAUUCAGGACAAAGUAUGAGAAGUCCCUCUACUCAAUGAUCAAGCAUGAUACAUCUGGUGAAUACAAGAAGGCUCUGCUGAACCUGUGUGGAGGGGAUGACGACGCCGCUGGGGAGUUUUUCCCAGAAGCAGCUCAAGCAGCCUAUCAGAAGUGGGAGCUUAGCGCCGCGAUGCGCGUGGAGCUGAAAGGAACCAUCUUUCCUGCAUCAGGUUUCAAUGCAGACGCUGACGGGAAGGUUUUGAGGAAGGCCAUGAAGGGAAUUGGUACCGAUGAAGAUGCCAUCAUUGACAUAAUAACCAAGCGCAGUAAUUCUCAGAGGCAAGAAAUAUUAAAGGCUUUUAAGUCCCACUUUGGACGGGACCUGAUGGCAGAUCUGAAAUCAGAACUCUCUGGUACAUUGUGCAAGCUGAUCCUUGGUCUUAUGAUGACACCGGCCCAGUUUGAUGCCAAGCAGUUAAACAAAGCCAUAGCGGGGGCAGGGACAGAUGAAAAAGUUCUCAUUGAAAUUUUGGCCACCAGAACAAAUGAGGAGAUCCAUGCCAUUAACCAAGCUUAUCAGAACGCUUAUCACAAGUCACUGGAAGAUGCUGUAAGCUCAGACACAUCUGGACAUUUGAAGAGGAUCCUUGUGUCACUGUGUUCGGGUAACCGAGAUGAGGGUGGUGAAGACAUGGACAAAGCCACAGACGAUGCUAAGAUUCUUGCCUCAGUUUUGGAAGUCUCUGACUCUGUAUCUGGUGAUACCAGCUCCUUGGAGACACGCUUCAUGACCAUCUUGUGCACACGUAGUUAUCCACAUCUCAAAAGAGUAUUCCAGGAGUUUAUCAAGCAGACAAACCAUGAUGUGGAACAGACCAUUAAGAAAGAGAUGUCAGGGGAUGUCAAGAGUGCUUUUGUUGCCAUUGUACGCAGUGUGAAAAAUAAGCCAGCAUUUUUUGCGGAGAGACUCUAUAAAGCAAUGAAGGGAGCUGGAACAGAUGAAAGAACACUCAGCAGGAUUUUGGUGUCCAGAAGUGAAAUCGACUUAUUCAACAUCCGUCAAGAGUUUAAGGCAGCCUAUGAAAAGUCACUGCACCAUUGCAUUGAGAGUGAAACGUCUGGGGAUUACUGCAAAGCCCUGCUGGCCAUUGUAGGCGGUGAUGACUAAUCUACGAAGAUCUAUCGCACUCAAGUCCAAGAUGUGGCUGCAGAAGUCCACAUACCAAAUGUCUUUACAUUAGCUAGAGUCCUGGACCUGAUGACCACACACACAUGAAAAGCAAACUUUGCAAGAAGAUAGCGCAUUACAGAUAGCGCAUUACAGAUAUCCAUUGGCUUGGGACUGGGUGGGUGGAUGGGAGGGAAUGAAGAAGAUUUAAAAAAAGGGUAGCUGUUUACAAUUAGUAAACUUUUUUGGAAUAC
Messenger RNA from Spea bombifrons (plains spadefoot toad), 2473 nucleotides. It is a transcript of the gene ANXA6, whose product is annotated as annexin A6. The transcript has 26 exons. Gene Ontology annotation, molecular function: GTP binding; phosphatidylserine binding; chondroitin sulfate binding. NCBI's taxonomy places the organism in Eukaryota, Metazoa, Chordata, Amphibia, Anura, Pelobatidae. The record is from RefSeq and is a predicted model, not a curated record. Gene Ontology annotation, biological process: apoptotic signaling pathway; regulation of muscle contraction; mitochondrial calcium ion homeostasis. Gene Ontology annotation, cellular component: cytoplasm; focal adhesion. Bases 204 to 2219 code for a protein of 671 amino acids.